AUGGCUGUGCUACUUGCAUAUGAUCUUGGUCUUACCAAAGCCCCUGUUGAAGAACAGUACUUCACAAUAUGUUUCAAGAUGUGGGGAGGACGACCCCCUCCACCUCGGUUACGCACUCAAGAAGAAAGGCGAGCUGUUGUGUCACUGUGGUUUUUGACUUCAGUCAUGUCGUCAUUUGUUGGCAAGAUGGACCCUCUUCAAUGGACACCACAUAUGAGUGAUUGUCUAGAAGCUCUCGAAAGAGACAAACUAUGGCCAUCUGACGAGCUUCUGGCUACAUUUGUCAGGUAUCAGCUUGUUGCAGACGAGGCACAGAAACUGCUCGUUCGAGAUGUCAUGGGCGAGUCAUCUUCGGCGCCCACGUACGUUUUCAGAAAGAGUUUGCUUGCCAAACUCCAAGCAGUCAGAGACGGAUUGCCAGCGAAUAUGCCUAUAAACCCGGUUUUGCGAGCACAUUCGCUCGCGACAGAGAUUCAAAUCAACUCCGUCGGGCUCUUUAUGCAAAACAUACCAGUCAAUCAGCGAAUUGAAAGCAUGUAUUCUUGCCUUCAAGCAAUUAGAUCAUGGUACGAUGUUUUCUUUGACAUACCUCCAGAAACUGUUCCGGGAGCACCCUUUGCAAUUUAUAUCCAGCUGUCGCAAGUUCAGAUUGCCCUCUAUCGACUUACCACGUCAGAAGAUCCUGCUUGGGACAAGGAGUUUGUCCGAAAUACGGCAGACUUGCUUGUACUACUGGACCAAGUCGUUGAAUUCUUCACACGGCUGGAUUCUGUCUAUAAGAUGAAAACAAAUGAAGGUGAAGAAACGGUGUUUGCUAUGGGGGCUAAGAUUAUGAACAACAUCCGAGUUUCAUGGGAACCUACACUAUCACGACACCUAAGAAACGCAUCUUCGAUACAGACAAAUCCAGGAGCAGAGCGCAGCGAGCCUAAUCUCAUCAGCGGCGACGAUGAAAAGACCGGAUCGCGUUCAGAUACACCAACCUUGAACGAACCCACGCAAGACGAGAAGCCGGAGAAGUCAGAAGAUGGCGAUGGCGAAGUCACAACAGAGGAGGAAGAAACUGAAUGGAUAUCGGGAUGGAAGCUUGCAAGCAUGAUGAUAUCCCUUACGCUUGCUGCAUUCCUGAUGCUGCUGGAUAUGUCCAUCAUCUCAACGUGGACGUUCUUAGCGCUGUUCUUCGUGUUCGAGGUUGGCAGUCUUGUUUGCGGCGUAGCUCAGUCGUCUACUAUGUUGAUUAUCGGCCGAGCCGUUGCUGGAAUAGGCUCUUCUGGUAUCCAAAAUGGUGCUCUUACUAUGAUUGCGAAGGCGGUUCCUAUUCAUAGGCGUCCAUCCCUCGUUGGUAUCAUCAUGGGGUUUGCUCAGCUGGGAAUCAUCAGUGGCCCUUUGGUAGGAGGCGCUUUCACUGAGUAUUCUACUUGGCGAUGGUGCUUUUACAUCAACCUUCCCAUCGGCGCCAUCUGUGCGGUUCUGAUUCUGUUCGUCCAUAUGCCUGAUCACCGAGCCAAUAGAGAUGAAAGCGCUAUGCAGAUUCUGAAAACGAAACUCGACUGGACCGGCUUCGUCUUGUUCUGUCCUAGCAUAGUGAUGUUGCUGCUGGCCCUUCAAUGGGGUGGUCUUGAGUAUCCCUGGGACUCUGCAACUGUCAUUGGACUAUUCUGUGGCGGCGGUGUUCUUUUCAUCAUUUUUGUAUACUGGGAGCAUCGCGUUGGCUCAGAGGCCAUGAUUCCUCUCCCAAUUGUACGCACCAGAGAGGUCUGGGCUUCGUGUCUGUCACAGUUAUUUCUCUUUUCUACGGUGAUGGUGGCAUCAUACUAUUUUCCUGUCUAUUUCCAAUCGGCUAAGAAUGCUUCACCUUUCACUAGUGGUGUCAAUCUUCUACCCAGUAUUCUCAGCGUUAUCUUCGCAGCUGUCGCGAGUGGCGCUCUUGCUCAAAGGGUUGGCUACUAUCUUCCAUUCGCCACAGCCAGCGGCGUCCUCUCUUCUAUCGGCUUUGGUCUGGCCUCUUCCAUGGGUCCCUACGCUUCCACAGCUACAUGGGCCGGUUAUCAGAUCUUGUUAGGUCUUGGCCGUGGUCUCGGUCUACAGAUGCCCAUUAUCGCCAUCCAGGCGAACACAAGUGCCGAUGUUACACCUAUAGCUAUGGCAAUCUUGACUUUCUCGCAGACUUUCGGCAGUGCAAUCUUCAUCACGGCUGCUAAUGUCAUUUUCACUCAUGAGCUUCGCAAUGAGCUUGUCCGAAGACUUCCCGAUAUCAAUGCUGACAUGAUCAUCGAUGCCGGUGCUGGAGCAGUCAGUGAAGUUGUAUCCGGAGCGGACUUACCACAGGUCUUGUGGUCAUACUCCAGAGGUGUACGUGCGACGUUUCUGCUUGCUGUAGGCACGUCUUGUGCCAUGGUUCUUACAUCUUUUGGAAUGGGAUGGAAGGACAUCAGGAAGAAGCCCGCCCCUUCCCCUGUCUCCGAUGAAGCUUGA
Messenger RNA from Fusarium musae, 2475 nucleotides. RefSeq lists its product as uncharacterized. Lineage: Eukaryota; Fungi; Ascomycota; Sordariomycetes; Hypocreales; Nectriaceae. Gene Ontology annotation, molecular function: transmembrane transporter activity. Gene Ontology annotation, biological process: transmembrane transport. The record is from RefSeq and is a predicted model, not a curated record. The coding region runs from base 1 to 2475 and encodes 824 amino acids. The transcript is spliced from 7 exons.